Molecule: messenger RNA, 2172 nt
Organism: Osmerus eperlanus (European smelt)
Lineage: Eukaryota; Metazoa; Chordata; Actinopteri; Osmeriformes; Osmeridae
Product: mucin-5AC-like
Exons: 1
Source: RefSeq, a predicted model, not a curated record
ACAACCACAGCUGCUCUGGCAACAACCACAUUAGCUCUAACAUCAGCAGAUGCACCUACAACAACUACUGCUUCUCCUACAACAACCACAGCUGAUUCUGCAACAACCACUGCUGCUCCUACAACAACCACAGCUAGUGCCGCAACAAACACAGCUGUCCCAGAAACAACAACAGCUGCUCCUACAUCCACAGCUGCUUCUACAACAACCACAAAUGGCCCAGCAACAACCACAACAGUGCCAACAUCAGCAGAUGUUCCUACAACAACCACUGCUUAUCCUACAACAACCACAGCUGCUCCUACAACAACCACAGCUGCUUCUACAACAACCACAACAGCACCAACAUCAACAGAUGCUCCUACAACACCCACAGCAGCUCCAACAUCAACAGAUGCACCUACAACAACCACAGCUGCUCCUACAACAACCACAGCUGGUCCCACAACCACAGUUGUCCCAGCAACAACCACAACAGUGCCAACAUCAACAGAUGUUUCUACAACAACCACAGCAGCUCCUACAACAAGCACAGCUGCUCUGACAACAACCACAUUAGCUCUAACAUCAGCAGAUGCACCUACAACAACCACUGCUGCUCCUACAAUAACCACAGCUAGUGCCGCAACAACCACAGCUGUCCCAGAAACAACAACAGCUGCUCCUACAACAUCCACAGCUGCUCCUACAACAACCACACAUGUCCCAGCAUCAACCACAACAGCACUAACAUCAACAGAUAGUCCUACAACACCCACAGCAGCUCCAACAUCAACAGAUGCACCUACAACAACCACAGCUGCUCCUACAACAACCACAGCUGGUCCUACAACAACCACAGCUGCUUCUACAACACCCACAGCAGCUCCAACAUCAACAGAUGCACCUACAACAACCACAUCUGCUCCAACAACAACCACAUCUGUCCCAGCAACAGCCCCAGCAGGUCCAACAUCAACAAAUGUUCUUACAACAACCACAUCUGCUCCUACAACAGCCACUGCUGCUACUACAGCAACCGCAUCUGCUUCUGCAACAACCACAGCUGUCCCUACAACAGCCACAGUUGGUGCCACAACACCCACAGCUGCUCCUAUCACAACCACAGCUGUCCCUACAACAGCCACAGUUGGUGCUACAACACCCACAGCUGCUCCUAUCACAACCACAGCUGUCCCUACAACAGCCACAGCUGGUGCCACAGCAACCACAGCGUCUAUUACAACCACCACAGCUUUUCCUAUCACAACCACAGCUGUCCCUACAACAGCCACAGUUGCAUCUGUAACAUCAACCACAUCUACCACAACAGAAACAGCUGGAGGUUCCACAACAACAGCCGGUGCCACAACAAAUGCUGCAGGUGCCACAACAAAAACUUCUUCUUCAACCACAGCUGGUGGCACAAUAACCGCAACUUCUUCUACUGCCACUGUUACUUCCAAAACCACAGAUGCUGCAACAUCAACCCCAGUUGCUACUACAACUAAAGGUCUUCCUACGACAAGUACAUCUCACCCUAUAACAGCAACAGCUGCUUCUUCAUCAUCCACAGUUGUUUCCACAACAACAGGUGCCUCAAAAACAACAACCAGUACCACAAAAACAACUACUGCUGGUACCACAAAAACAACUACUGCUGUUGUCAAGACAACCACAGUUUCAGCCUCAACUGGCAUCAGCUACCAGUUUAGUAUUCUCACAAUCUGUGUAGCUUUAAUCAUCCAAACACUUUUCUAGGAUGAGUUUCUCCAAAAGUGGCAUGUGUUUUAUAAUACUUGUAUAGUAAUUUAUAUCAUUUAUUUUGAGUAAUUAUUUAAUGUAUUUAUCAAUUAGAAUGCUUUCAAAAAGCACAAUGUUACAUUUAUGGUAUAGCAUAAACCUUGCUCAGCGCAUUUAGACUGCCUUUACUGUUGAUGUUUGACAUGUUUCAGGUUUUUCUAGUCCCUGUGCUGUACCCUAAUGCACUUUACAACUAAAAUGAUUAGUGUGUUUUCCAAAGAAAGUUGCGCAUCUUCUUAACCAAAUGAAUGUGUGUGUGCUCUUGCCAUCUAGUUUGAUUUCACUGUGACUGUCUUCUUAACUAGGAGUAUUUUGUAUUCAUUGGUUCUUUAUUCUUAUUGAAUGAAUGUUAAUUUACAAUUCACUUAAUAAAAUGUUACUUUGCAUUUA